Molecule: messenger RNA, 778 nt
Organism: Colossoma macropomum (tambaqui)
Lineage: Eukaryota; Metazoa; Chordata; Actinopteri; Characiformes; Serrasalmidae
Gene: fev
Product: FEV transcription factor, ETS family member
Exons: 3
Coding region: 125-778 (217 amino acids)
Biological process (GO): regulation of transcription by RNA polymerase II; cell differentiation
Cellular component (GO): nucleus
Molecular function (GO): sequence-specific DNA binding; DNA-binding transcription factor activity, RNA polymerase II-specific
Source: RefSeq, a predicted model, not a curated record
GUGACAGUUGCCUGGAAACUUCAAUCUGUUUCACAUUUAUUCCAGAUCCCAGUUUUGAGAUAAAGUUUAAUAAAAAAUCUCCCCCCUUGAAUGAAAGCCUAAGCCCUCGUGCGGCUGCACCACAAUGCCCCAGCGCUGCGGAGGAGGAAGCCUUGUGUUUAACAUGUAUCUCUCAGAUCCUACAGAAAAUUUACUGAAGGAAAGUAAAGGUUCAUCGUGGAGCCCCAUAAACACAGGAGUGCAGAAAGGCAGUGGUCAGAUUCAGCUGUGGCAGUUCCUGCUGGAGCUGCUGUCUGACAGCUCCAACACAUCCUGCAUCGCGUGGGAAGGGACGAACGGUGAAUUUAAGCUGCUGGACCCAGACGAGGUGGCUCGGCGUUGGGGAGAGAGGAAGAGCAAACCCAGCAUGAACUACGACAAGCUGAGCCGCGCGCUGCGCUACUACUACGACAAGAACAUCAUGAGUAAAGUGCACGGGAAGCGCUACGCCUACAAGUUCGACUUCCACGGCCUGGCGCAGGUGUGCCAGCCCUCCUCCACCGAGCAGGCCCUCUAUAAACUGCAGACCAACUUCGCCCCCCUCCCCUUCUCAGGCAUCUCCAACAUCUCCAAACUGAACCUGGGACCCCCGGGGUUCUCCUACUGGCCCACUUCCCCCCAGGCCCUGUACCACAGCCACGGCCUGCAGCCCGGAGCAUUCAGCACUGUUGCCCCUGCACACCUGAGCUGCGUGAACAACAUCAACAACAUCAACAACAUCAACAACCACUACAACUGA